Lolium rigidum is the source of this 2087-nucleotide messenger RNA. Its product is annotated as calcium-dependent protein kinase 25-like. Gene Ontology annotation, biological process: protein autophosphorylation; intracellular signal transduction; peptidyl-serine phosphorylation. The coding region runs from base 1 to 1599 and encodes 532 amino acids. NCBI's taxonomy places the organism in Eukaryota, Viridiplantae, Streptophyta, Magnoliopsida, Poales, Poaceae. Gene Ontology annotation, molecular function: calcium ion binding; calcium/calmodulin-dependent protein kinase activity; calmodulin binding. The transcript has 6 exons. The record is from RefSeq and is a predicted model, not a curated record. Gene Ontology annotation, cellular component: nucleus; cytoplasm.
AUGGGCCAAUGCUGCUCCAAGGGUGCCGGCCACGCCGGCGACGACAGCAAGGAGCCGCCCGCGCCGCCCGCAGCCCCAAAGGUGGAGCCCGUUGCGUCGUCGUCGACCGGGAGCACCGUCCCCGCUCCACCGGCGGCCCCCAAUGCCAAGGCGGGCAGCAAGCCGCCAGCCCCGCUGGGCGACGUGCUCGGGCGCGCCAUGGAGGACGUGCGCGCCACAUACUCCAUCAGCAAGGAGCUCGGGCGCGGCCAGUUCGGCGUGACCCACCUGUGCACGCACCGCUCCACCGGCGAGAAGCUGGCGUGCAAGACGAUCGCCAAGCGGAAGCUGGCGACCAGGGAGGACGUGGAGGACGUCCGGCGGGAGGUGCAGAUCAUGUACCACCUCUCCGGCCAGCCCAACAUCGUGGACCUCCGCGGCGCCUACGAGGACAAGCACAACGUGCACCUCGUCAUGGAGCUCUGCGCCGGCGGCGAGCUCUUCGACCGGAUCAUCGCCAAGGGCCACUACACGGAGCGAGCCGCCGCGGCGCUCCUCCGCGCCAUCGUCGGCAUCGUGCACACCUGCCACUCCAUGGGGGUGAUGCACCGGGACCUCAAGCCGGAGAACUUCCUCCUGCUGAGCAAAGGGGAAGAUUCGCCGCUCAAGGCCACCGACUUCGGCCUCUCCGUCUUCUUCAAGGAAGGCGAGGUGUUCCGGGACAUCGUCGGCAGCGCCUACUACAUCGCGCCCGAGGUGCUCAAGCGGCGCUACGGCCCGGAGGCUGACAUCUGGAGCAUCGGCGUCAUGCUCUAUAUCUUCCUCGCCGGUGUCCCACCAUUCUGGGCCGAGAACGAGAACGCCAUCUUCACCGCCGUCCUGCGUGGACAGGUCGACUUCAACGGCGAUCCGUGGCCAACCAUCUCCUCAGGUGCCAAGGAUCUUGUCAAGAAGAUGCUCAACAUCAACCCCAAGGAGAGGCUCACGGCCUUCCAAGUCCUCAAUCACCCAUGGAUCAAAGAAGACGGAGAUGCACCCGAUACGCCACUAGACAACGUCGUCCUCAACAGGCUGAAGCAAUUUAGGGCCAUGAACCAGUUCAAGAAAGCUGCACUGAGGGUUAUAGCUGGGUGUUUAUCGGAAGAGGAGAUCAGGGGGCUCAAGGAGAUGUUCAAAAACAUCGACAAAGACAAUAGUGGCACGAUCACACUCGAAGAGCUCAAGAACGGGCUAGCAAAGCAGGGCACAAAGCUGUCAGACAAUGAAAUUGAGCAACUGAUGGAAGCAGCUGAUGCAGAUGGCAAUGGACUGAUCGACUAUGAGGAGUUCGUCACCGCGACGGUUCACAUGAACAAGAUGGAUAGAGAGGAACACCUCUAUACAGCAUUCCAGUACUUCGACAAGGACAACAGUGGCUACAUAACAAAAGAUGAGCUCGAGCAAGCCUUGAAGGAGAAGGGAUUGUAUGAUGCCAAAGAGAUCAAGGAUAUCAUCUCAGAAGCUGACACUGACAAUGAUGGGAGAAUAGAUUAUUCAGAGUUUGUGGCAAUGAUGAAGAAAGGAACGGGCACCGCCGAGCCAACAAACCCAAAGAAGAGGAGAGAUCUAGUUAUAGAGUGAAACAUACAGAGUAGCUCAAAAAAAGCAGAUGUACAGUCACCACCAGUGCAGUAAGCACAACGGAAUCCUCUUUGCAGAUGCUUCUCAGCUUGAGCUCAAAUUCAUGGAUGGAUUUGCACAAUCUACUUACUGGUUGCUGGGGAGUAUCAUUUGAAUUGGAAUCCACAUACAUACCCAUCAAUUUGGGAAAGAAAGAUGGAUUUGUCUCCCACCUGUGCAUUUUUGUCAUCUUGCACAUGUUGGUGGUGCACAAGCCCACAAGGACACAAGCUUCUGCUGAUGUGGUUGAGGGAGAAGAACCAUAGAGGGAAGAGAAAUGGAUGAAGUCAUGAAGAAUGGUCUUCACUAACAACUUCAAGACUGCAUAUAGUAUGUAGCGAGGCCAGAUGAAACGAUGUACUUAUGUUACAACAGGUCUGAACCGAAAUAGAUGGUUCGAUGUACUUAUGUUACAGCCAGAUGCAUAUGAUAAGUUGACAAAAGUUUCA